Molecule: messenger RNA, 1588 nt
Organism: Exophiala viscosa
Lineage: Eukaryota; Fungi; Ascomycota; Eurotiomycetes; Chaetothyriales; Herpotrichiellaceae
Exons: 3
Coding region: 176-1342 (388 amino acids)
Source: RefSeq, a predicted model, not a curated record
GCGGCGGACCCUGACUUAAAGCUCCGACUUCCCUACAGUGCAGUAGGGCAAAAAGAUCGCGCUUACCGAUGGAAAUUCUAGACCCGCAAUCACCAUUUCGUAUGUCUGCACUUGCUUGAGUAAACACCUCCGAGCAUCGGGGAGUAGAGAGUAUCGCCGCAACUCUCUUCUAAACAUGUCGAAUACCAAAGGCGCAGUCUCUUUCGAUUCGAUCAUCCAAGCUGAUCGACAACGGAGGAAGAAUGAAGCCCUAGCGAACGAGAUCUUCGGAAAGAACAAACAGAAGGAAAACACCCGACCAGCGAAGGCUACACCCAGAACAAAUGAUCUCGCAAGCAGAAUUACAAAGCGCUCAAACUCCGUCGCGAGAUCCAGCUCUCCCAGAAAUCCUCCUUCGAGGCCGGCCUCCACCACUCCUCAAAAUGCGCGCUCCUCGCGACUGGCAUCUGCCCUUGCCUCGCCACAGGUGAACAUUGUAUCUACGCCGCGCGGUCCCGCAGGAAAGGGUCUCAGUAUAAAAGGCAAAGCAGGCCCUUUCACCGUCGAAGCCAGCAACUUCGCGCCAGGAACAACAGCCGCAGAUAUCGAAUCAGCCCUACAAGGCGACACCGUGGAUGACAAUGGCGGCAACGGCAUGUUAUCCUGUCGUGUCAUCGCUACCAAUCCAGCUGUCGUUGCAGAGAUGGUGUUCUCCGAGAGAGGAAUCGCAGAUAGAGUGAUCUCCACGUACAACAACCAGCGGGCAGACGGCAGGGUUUUGCAUCUCUACCUAAAGCAAACCGACAGUGCGCCUGCACCUCUCGUACAGACCAGCGAGAUAGACGCCGCGCCAGCUCAAGAGCCUGCAGCUUCGAGUCAGCCAGUCGACGGCAACGCCAUGGAAGAUGUGGAGAUGGACAAUGAGGGGGUUGCGUCAACGUACGAUGAUCGUGACCGAAGAUCCAGAGAUGGCAGAGACGAAAGACACGAAGAUUACGAUAACGAAAGAGAGAGACGAGGCGACCGACCACGGGAGCCGGAUCGAGACCGGGAUCGGGAGAGAGAAAGAGAUCGUGAUAGAGACAGAGCACGCGACCGUGACAGGGAAAGCGACCGUUACGAGCGCCGCGACGAGCGAGACUCGGGCUCUGGCUCAUACCGUCGAGGCGAUCACAGACCAGAGAACUACAACUCGCGCCCGUCGCACUACGGCAACGGUGUUGGCGGAGUACCACGGGGGUCCUUCGGAGGUCCAGGCUCGGUCCCUCGUGGCGGCGGGAGGUUGCAUAGCGAUGACAUGGCUCGAGGCGGUCGGGGUCGUGGCGGCUUUGGCGGAGGGUAUGGAAGAAGAGGUUACUGGUGAUGGUCUGCUCGAGCCAUUCCUGUGAAUUCGAUAUCCCAAGGUCAGGGUGCGUGUACGUGUACCUGUGCAGCUCGAAGCUACACACAUCUUUCGGCCCAAAAUGUCCUCCUAGGAUUAGACGUUACUACCAGUCGACAUGGUUGCGUAGCCUUCUUUCCGUCAAACCUCCUCGAGCGCGAAAGAAAGCAACAAUUCAUGGUCUAGUCAUCCCACGUCUCAUAGAAAAGAGCACAUCGUCAUAGUAGU